CUUCGAUAUAUCGAAGAUAGAGACUUCCUGCUCGUUCGAGCACCGUUCGACACGAGGGUUGUUGUACGGCGCUGUUUCACGAUCGUAGGAUCUCGAAGUCGGCAGGACGUCGCAUCAGCAGAGGAAGAGGAGGAGGAGCAGACGAUCACUGGUCGCAACCAUGGCGAUACCGUACGAGGCGAUCGGCAAGGGCUUCGUUCAGCAAUAUUACGCGCUCUUCGAUGACCCGGCACAAAGACCGAACCUCAUAAAUAUGUACAACACGGAGACGUCCUUCAUGACGUUCGAGGGUAUGCAGAUACAAGGAGCUAUCAAAAUUAUGGAGAAAUUAACUAGUUUAUCGUUUCAAAAAAUAAAUCGGAUAAUAACAGCGAUUGAUUCGCAACCUAUGUUUGAUGGCGGAGUUCUCAUUAAUGUAUUAGGAAGGCUGCAGACUGACGAGGAUCAGCCUCAUGCGUACAUCCAGACAUUUGUCCUGAAGCCGAUUGGUACCAGCUUUUUCGUGCAGCACGACAUCUUCAGACUCGCAUUACACGACACGGUUUAGGCAUCAGGCAGACGAGGAUCCACCGCACGCCUUCUCACAAUGUUUUGUGUUGAAGCCGAUGGGAAAUUCAUACUAUUGUCAGCACGAUAUGUUUCGCCUUGGCAUUCAUGAUUCGGCAUGAACGAGGAUGAUCGGGCUGGUUUCCGCGACAAGUGUGUGAUCGACAGGCGGAUUGCCGAGCGACGGAGAUCCUGGAGAUCGCGAGCUAAUAAGUGAGCCACCUAAUCUCAUCGAUAACCCUCUAUCAUCACGAUCACAUACCUAUCCCCAUUCUUUUUAGAUAAUAUCGCGAGUUUUAUAUGAAGAAUAUCUUUCCGCAUAUAUCUUGGCCACAAAAAAAACCCAGAAAAGAACAGAAAUCAGGAAACAUCCAGAUAACACACAGUUUAAAUAAUUGCAUCGCUUUUCUUUAUAAGAGAGUACGUUGUCUCAAAAAACAAAUUUAUAUUUCUUAGUUAUAUAUAAUAGCACAACACGCAUACAUACACAACACAUAUACAUACAUACAUACGCAUAGAUAUCUCAUUGAUCGAGAGAGUUUAAUUUUUGACGGCAGGUAAUAUAUUUGCAUUACUACGCUUCAAAAUGUAUUGUAACAUAUUUUACAUUUAAUGCUGUGUAUUUUUGUAAUACAAAAAUGUUGGCCAUUAAA
Messenger RNA from Formica exsecta, 1199 nucleotides. RefSeq names its product probable nuclear transport factor 2 (gene Ntf-2). NCBI's taxonomy places the organism in Eukaryota, Metazoa, Arthropoda, Insecta, Hymenoptera, Formicidae. Gene Ontology annotation, cellular component: nuclear pore central transport channel. Bases 161 to 547 code for a protein of 128 amino acids. The record is from RefSeq and is a predicted model, not a curated record. The transcript is spliced from 6 exons. Gene Ontology annotation, biological process: protein import into nucleus.